AUGCAGGCUGCCACGAAGCGUGCGAAAGAGCUGACGGAGAAGAGAUUGCAACUCGACGUCGUUGCCGAGCUCGGCAAGCUCGAAGUGGCCGUCCUGGACAUGCUGCAUCCCGUUGUGACCGUGCAGUGCCAAGUGCUUGGCAACGGGAUCCAGCUCUGCCACAACAGCCUCAUGACCGGCCAAGACAUGUCGACGAGCGUCAAAUUGGAGAACUUCGCGCUCAAGGCGUUCGCCAAAUGCCCGCGCUCCCAUGAGUGGGAGCCCCUCCUGGAGCCCUUCCACAUUGGGGCCUCCGUGAAGCUCCAAUCUGUUUCCAAGACCUCAUCGGCUGUGGGCACCAAAGUGUCCAUCAACGCACACAAACCCUUGCUCCUGAACGUUGCCUCACCGUCGCUGUCGAGGCUUGCCCAGCUCGGCCCAGUCUACGCCGCCAGCAUCGAGCGGAAAAAUGGCGACUCCGCCGGAUCCUCUCGGUACAGUGUGGUCAACCUGUUCGGCCAGCCGAUGGUGCUUGAGUUCCUUUGCCCGGGUGGGGUUGUCCACAAAACGAUUCCGGCCGACGGUGCCAAGGUUUGCCUCGAGGAUGAGAUCUUCCUCCACAGGGCCAGCGAAGUUGCAGUCCGCCUGCGAGAGGGUGAGAACCUGGAGAGCUCCAGGCCACUCUCUAUCGAGUGCACGGAGACAGUGCUGGUGCCCGGGACGCUCUGCGUAGCCGAGAUGAUGGCUCCCGAGCCAGGAUCCCGCUUGCUUCUCUUGGCGUCGCCGCUGCGUGUGCACAAUACCUGCGACGUCCCAUUGCAGCUCUCCUUUCCAGGGGAGAAGGCCAGGCCGAGCGGAGCCUUCUGCUGCCAGGCCUCCCUGCUGGGCCAUGCAGCUCCGACCUACCGCAUGGAGAGCCAUCUGCCGGAGGGGGAACCACAAGACCGACACGUGACUGUCAUGCCCAACGAAAUCUUUGCUGUUCCAGAGCCACUGGUGCGGCAAGAGGCUGGAUACUGUGCUGCGACACUGCGAGGACGAUUCGGCCUGGGGGAUGCUUUCGAAUGGAGCACCCCCUUCGAGCUCACCUCCAAAGGAGUCUCUGCGCCGGAGGAUUUUAUCCUCUCCUGUGCCAAAAAAGCCGAGGGAUCGGUGGUGCUUCCCACGCUCCUGGCCGCGCAGCCGCAGGUCCACGACCUGAAGGGGACUCCGGUGCCGAAGCCGCGCCUUCGAAACCUGCGAACGGACAUGCUGUUGGAGGAUGCCAUUAACCCGGCCAAGAAGAAGAAAGCCCCGUGCUGUGGGGGGACGGCGCGUGUGUCGGAACCAGAGGAGGCAGCAGAGCAGCUGCCAGAGGAUGCCGCGCACAUGUCCGGACGUUUCUGGCGAAGCGGCAAGCUUCGCGAGACAGGCAAUGUGACGAUGCUCGUGCUCCGGCCCAUGCUUUCGCUGCUGAACGCCCUGCCCGAAGGGACAGUGACGCUGGCCUACCGUGCGCGAUCUAAGGCCAUGAUCCGCACGGGUGUCCUGAGAGACGCAACGGCCUGGCAGGAGGUGACGAUUCCCAGCAUGGCUUGCGUUAAUGUCUACGACCUGAGCCUGGAUGCCCUGACAGCGGGCGCGGAGGUCAAGGCUCGUUUGGGCGACGCAAGCGUCGCUUGGUCUGCGGCCAGCGUGUUGCGUCCAGCAGCUCUUCGCUACGAAGCAGAGAUGCUGGAGAUGGACGUCCGCCAGACCGCUGCAGGCGCCGCCUGUGGCCUCGUAGCUCAGCCGCUCGGGGAUGGUCGGCUCAGGAUCUCUUGCCCUCGCAUCUUCACGCACCGGCUGGAUUUGGGCCCCGAGGAUGUUGAGGUGCUGCACCGUGGCGAGCGGCUCCCCUCUAUGGCUGGGUUGACGAUGCUCCCUCACAACUGUGAGACGAAGAAGUGCGAGGUGGUGGUCAAGCGCCCAGGGGCGGAUGCGGUCAAGAACAGCCUCGUCAUGCCG
Molecule: messenger RNA, 1965 nt
Organism: Symbiodinium necroappetens
Lineage: Eukaryota; Dinophyceae; Suessiales; Symbiodiniaceae
Source: the annotation of a GenBank genome assembly